Mesitornis unicolor (brown roatelo) is the source of this 2065-nucleotide messenger RNA. RefSeq lists its product as uncharacterized. The transcript has 17 exons. Gene Ontology annotation, biological process: synaptic vesicle endocytosis. The annotation marks the transcript as partial. The record is from RefSeq and is a predicted model, not a curated record. NCBI's taxonomy places the organism in Eukaryota, Metazoa, Chordata, Aves, Mesitornithiformes, Mesitornithidae.
AGGUGGUGGCACAAAAACAGUUUAGCAAUGGAUCAAAGAAAAAAUGAUAGUUUUGUCCCAAGUAUCACACAGCUGGAAGACUUCCUGACAGAACAUGACUCCAAUGUUGUUUGGCUGUUAGUAGCAACAAUAUUGUCUUGUGGAUGGAUUAUCUACCUAACUUAUUAUAAUUCCCGGAACAUUGGACUCAUUUUAACAUUGGUUCUUAACAGAUUAUAUAAAAAUGGCUACAUCCAUAUUGGUUCCUUUUCUUUCUCUGUGCUGUCUGGAAAAGUCAUGGUUCGUGAAAUCUACUUCAUCACAGAAGACAUGUCUAUCAGAAUUCAAGACGGUUUUAUCAUAUUUCGCUGGUGGAAGAUGUACAACCCUAAGCAGAAACAGCAUGAUCCAAAGGCAGAAACACGACUGUAUAUUAUGGUGAAUGACUUUGAAUUUCAUGUGUACAACCGUUCUGAGCUUUAUGGACAGCUUCAAGAAUUAUUUGGCUUGGAUCCCACAAUAAUUCCAGCAAAGAAAGAUGAUGAAAAAGCACAAGUAAAUGGGAGGCAAAGAACACAUACCAAUCUUGAAAGUGUUAAGGUAAAAACAGAAUCUCAAGACCCUUCUUCUUCAUGGAGAUCACUUAUUCCAGUCAUUAAAGUCAAUGUGAGCACGGGUCGCUUGGCAUUUGGCAAUCAUUAUCAGCCACAAACACUUUGUAUUAACUUUGAUGAUGCUUUUUUGACCUACACCACAAAACCACCUUCAAGCCACCUUGAUCAGUUUAUGCACAUUGUGAAAGGAAAAUUGGAAAAUGUUAGAGUCAUGCUGGUUCCAAGCCCAAGAUAUGUUGGCCUUCAAAAUGAUGAGCCACCAAGGCUGAUGGGUGAAGGUUUUGUUGUAAUGCAGUCCAAUGAUGUUGAUAUUUAUUACUAUAUGGAUGAACCAGGUCUUGUACCAGAGGAGACUGAAGAAAGUAAUGAUGGAGAAGCAAACAAUGAAGACAGCAAAUUGCAGGAUCUGCCACCAUGUUGGGGGCUGGACAUUGUUUGUGGAAAAGGAACAGAUUUCAACUAUGGACCUUGGGCUGACAGGCAGAGGGAUUGCUUGUGGAAGUUUUUCUUCCCACCAGACUACCAAGUUAUGAAAGUCUCAGAAAUUGCUCAGCCUGGAAAACCGAGACAGAUCCUCGCUUUUGAGCUGCGGAUGAAUAUUAUUGCAGAUGCCACCAUUGAUUUGCUUUUUACCAAAAAUAGGGAAACUAAUGCUGUACAUGUAAAUGUUGGUGCAGGAUCAUAUUUGGAAGUAAAUAUUCCCAUGACAGUAGGUGAAAAUGGCUAUUCACCUACAAUUAAAGGUCAACUUUUACAUGUUGAUGCCACCAGCAGUAUGCAGUACCGAACUCUCUUAGAAGCUGAAAUGCUGGCUUUUCAUAUUAAUGCCAGCUAUCCCCGGAUAUGGAACAUGCCCCAGACGUGGCAAUGCGAGCUUGAGGUUUAUAAAGCAACCUAUCAUUUUAUCUUUGCCCAGAAAAGCUUCUUUACAGAUUUGAUCCAAGACUGGUCCAGUGAUAGCGCACCUGAUAUCUUUUCAUUUGUUCCUUAUAUGUGGAACUUCAAAGUCAUGUUUCAUCAAUUUGAAAUGAUUUGGGCAGCAAAUCAGCACAACUGGAUUGACUGUUCCACUAAACAACAAGAAAAUGUUUAUCUUGCAGCUUGUGGCGAAACAUUGAACAUUGUUUUCUCUCUGCCUUUCACUGACUUUGUUCCAACCACAUGCAAUACUAGAUUUUCUUUAAGGGGAGAAGAUGUUGAUCUUCACUUGUAUCUACCAGACUGUCAUCCUAGUAAAUAUUCCCUUUUUAUGUUGGUGAAAGAUUGUCAGCCUAAUAAAAUAAGUCCUGAAUCUUGUAUUUCUGCUGAAUGUCAAAGUGGUCAGAAAACAGGGAAACCCAAAUGGAGGAACAUUACUCAAGAAGAGGCUGGAUGGGUUGAAUGCUGGACAGUCCCGAGUGUUGUGUUUACGAUUGACUACUCAUGGCACCCAAUUUAUCCUCAAAAGGCAGAUGAGCAGUUAAAACAAUCCU